UGCCACAAAAGUAUGUGCCAUGUUGGCCCAUCCAUUUCCCAUAAAAAGUGAAGCAUAUCCAGAGACAGCUGAAAAAAGCGAAUCUGGAAAAGCCAAAGUGAGCAGUUACUUUCUGCAGGAGCCUUACGGACCCAACACCUAUUCCUUUGGAUACGAUAUAUAUGACCCUCAAACCAAAAACACUCAGUUUCGAGAGGAGAAACGGUUUGUUAAUGGCAGUAUCCAGGGAAGCUACGGAUAUGCAAGACCUGAUGGAAAAAUUGAGGUCACUAGCUACACAGCGGAUGAGGAUAAUGGCUAUUCCGCAAAAUCCCAGACUUUCCAAAAGGAAGACGAUAAACUAAAGGCAGCCUGGCCGACUCAACGCCCUUAUAUUCUUCUUGAAAGGGACAGGAUCGAUGCCCCUGGGAAUGUUACUUUGGAUCCCAAUAGCAAUCUCAAUGUGAGUGUCUCCCAAGUGACACAGCAUGUAGCACAGCAGCUCAAGGAUCAGCACGGCCUGGAUCUGAACCACAUCGAUGUUAGCAAGGAUGUCCUGAAACCAGCUGUCUUGGAUGUGAUCCAGGGCAAGGCUCCCGCGAAAGUCCAGCCAGUUCAGAACGUAAUCCCCCCGCAGUUUCCAAUAGUCCCCUUCAUGCUACCAACCGAUCAGGAAACCCCGAAGGUCACCACAGAUUCCCCAUCCACUGUGGAGCCCAAAAAAUCCGAUAGUUCCAAGUAUAACAAAGCCAAAACAAAUAAUGACGAAAAGUCCCCGCAAGUCGAGGAGACGGAGGCGGAGAAAGAGGCCCGGCUGCCGCCGCCCAGGCCACUGGCUAAUAGCAGUUCCAGCCACGAUAGUUGGCAGCACCGAACCGUUGAGGCUAAUCGUCGUGAGUUCCUGGCCAAUUUGCCCAACCUAAGUGAGGGCAGGCCAUAAGUAAGUGUUCAAAGCUGUAAAUAGGGGUUAAGCCAACUGAACCAAAAUACACGAAAUAAAAAAGGUAGUUUUCCAAUUUAAAGUCAAUAUCAAUUUAGGCCAGAGCCCUAGUUAUUAGGUAAGUUUCUUUCACUUUUUGAACGACAAGAGCCACAAAAGAAUUCCACAUAUUGUGCGGCAUAAUUGAGGCUGCUACGAAAGUGAUA
This is a messenger RNA of Drosophila bipectinata, 1125 nucleotides long. RefSeq lists its product as uncharacterized. The record is from RefSeq and is a predicted model, not a curated record. Gene Ontology annotation, cellular component: extracellular matrix. Lineage: Eukaryota; Metazoa; Arthropoda; Insecta; Diptera; Drosophilidae.